Messenger RNA from Trichomonas vaginalis G3, 174 nucleotides. RefSeq lists its product as uncharacterized. The record is from RefSeq and is a predicted model, not a curated record. Lineage: Eukaryota; Parabasalia; Trichomonadida; Trichomonadidae. The coding region runs from base 1 to 174 and encodes 57 amino acids. The transcript has a single exon.
AUGUCUAGGAAGGUUUCCUUGCUUAUGGAACAGGCCUCCAUUAGUUUGGGUGAUUCCAAGGAGCUUGGCAAACACAUUGCCGUUAACUUUGAAAACAUCAUUCGAAACCCAUUUAACACCAGUGUAUUGAUAAGCAUCUGGGAACGCCUUAGUGAUAAGGAGCGCAUGAUAUAA